Molecule: messenger RNA, 2850 nt
Organism: Phyllotreta striolata
Lineage: Eukaryota; Metazoa; Arthropoda; Insecta; Coleoptera; Chrysomelidae
Source: the annotation of a GenBank genome assembly
AUGGCUUCUCUGUCUCUGCCUCGAGUCCUCAACCCAAGGAAAACCAGCUUGGAAAUAGAACGAGAAAAUUUCGAAAAGACACAAGCUCAAGCUCUUCAGAAGGCUAUAAACAGCAACGAAACGCCGGUGAAACAGAAACAUGUCCGGUCAGCGAUCAUCGGUACUUUCCACACGCAAAGCGCGAAGAUUUUUUGGGCCUACGCCCUCCGUCUUCCCGCCAUGGACGACAGAAUCGUGGCGUGGAAGCUGUGCCAUGUGGUGCACAAAGUGCUAAGAGAAGGCCAUCCACUGUGUUUAGUGGACAGCCAGAGGCACAAGAACGACUUGGAUGAAAUUGGGAAAUUGUGGGGACAUUUGAAGGAGGGCUACGGGAAGAUGAUUAGAUUGUACACGACUUUGUUGAUUUACAAGUUGGAUUUCCACAGGAGGAAUCCGAGGUUUCCUGGCCAUCUUGGCGUUACGGCCGAAGAACUGGAAUCGAUUGCAGGGAAUGAUAUCAAUAAUUAUUUUCAGAUGACCGUUGAAAUGUUUGAUUACUUGGAUCACGUUUUGGAUUUACAAGAAGCAGUUUUUGGUUCAUUGAACAUGGCGAGAUCGAAUUCGAUGACGAUGGCCGGUCAAUGCCGGCUGGCGCCCUUGAUAGCGUGCAUUCAGGACGCGUCGAAGCUGUACGAUUACUGCGUGAAGAUCAUGUUCAAGUUGCACAUGACGCUGCCUCCGGACAUCCUCUCAGGGCACCGGGAGCGCUUCCUGAAGCAGUUCAGGGUGUUGAAGAAGUUCUACGAGAGCACCAGCAAUCUGCAGUACUUCAAGGAUCUGAUCGCCAUUCCGCCUUUGCCCGAGAAUCCGCCCAAUUUCCUGAUAAUGGGCGAUUUUCGAACGUACGUCACCCAAGAGGUGAUCGUGCCGCAGGAGCCCGAGCACGAGGAGGAGCCCAUCGUAGAAGGGAACCUCAUCGACACCACCGAAGAAGCUCCAGUCCACGACACCUAUAACGAAACCAUGCUGAUCGCAGCCCAAGAGGAGCUGAUCAAAGAGAGGGAAUUCCUCAGAUCCCAGUGCGAAAAAUUCAGGCACGAAAUAAACGCCGUGAUGAGAAAAAACGAGAAGGACGUUACCAAAUUGCGCGAUAAAAUCGGACAUUUAGAGACGGAACUUGCUACCAAAGAGAGCGAACUGAUCCAGGAGCGGCAGGUGAAAGAGGACCUGCUGAGCCAAUCCUUCGCCGUUGCCCAAUCGCAGGAUUCCGAACAGAAAGUUAAGAACGAGAAGUUCGAUAAGCUGAAGGAGCUGUACGUGAAGUUGAGGAACGAGCACAUUCAGAAAAUACGCGAAAAAGCUGAAGUGGAGAAAAAAUUAAGCGGAGCCCUACAAACGAUCCAACAAUUAUCCGAAUUGGAGAAGGAAAACGACAGAUUAGUGGAGGAAGAAAAGCAAAAAUACGCCGAACUAUCCGCAUUGCAGAAAGAUAAGGAGUUAUUCAACAUGGAAACAGAAAUUCUCAAGAAAAGCGUUAUGGACGCGUGCCGAGAAAAGGACAAUUUAAAAUCCGAAGUGGCGACGUUGCUUCAAGAAAAAGAGGACAUCAAAAAAUCAUCCGAAGAGCUGUCGUACAAACUUUUAGACAUCGAAAGGCAAUUAGACCGAGCUCAAAGAGACAUGCAGAACCAGCUCAAGGAAAUGGUGAUCAAAUGCGUCGAAAGCAGCGAGAAUAUCUUGAAGCACGCCAUCGAAGAAGUCGACAAUCCCGCUCUCACGGCUCUCACUUGCUCGCCCGAUUACCUCAGAAGCCUAACCAAUGGUUGCAAGGAAUCCCUGCACGAAUCUACCAAUGUUUCCAGCACGAACUACUCCGAUAUCGUCACCGUAGCCAAUCGGCUCGCCCACAGACACGCCACCUACAUCCUGCAAGGACGGGCCACUUGCAACACGAGCCCCGAUAUAUCCUUCGGAGAAAAAGUGGCCGAGGCGUGUAAGGUGCUGGGUAAAAUCGUCCUCAAGCUGUUGAGCUCUCUGAAACGCGGAGAAAACGUGGAGGAAUUGGCGAAGGAAGCUAAAGAAAAGCUGGAGGAACUGGCCACUCUGGCGGAUGGUAUAAGCGCAUCUCUGUUGGGCGAAAACGCGGAAACUCUGGCCGAUAUGUUGGAUAACGAAAUGUCCGCGAUGGACAAGGCCAUCGAAGAAGCAGCUAAUAGGAUACAGGAUAUGUUAACGAGAUCACGAGCGGCCGAUUCUGGAAUAAAAUUAGAAGUGAACGAAAAAAUCUUGGAUUCUUGUACGACUCUAAUGCAGGCUAUUAGAUUGCUGGUGCAAAAGUCGAAGUUCUUGCAAGCCGAAAUUGUCGCUCAGGGCCGGGGUUCGGCCAGUACAAAGGAAUUUUACAAGAGAAACCACCAAUGGGCGGACGGUUUCAUAUCGGCCGCCAAAGCCGUGGCGGUGGCUGCUAAAUUUCUAUUAUCCGCCGCCGACAAGGUGGUGAUAAACAACGGCAAAUUGGAGCAACUGGUGGCGGCUGCGCAGGAAAUAGCGGCCUCUACGGCUCAAUUAGUGGUGGCCAGUCGCGUGAAAGCCGACAGGAACAGCGUCAAUUUGCAGCAAUUGACACAGGCCUCGAAAGGGGUUACAACGGCUACCGGUACGGUGGUCGCCACCGUGAAGGAUUGCAGCGAACUCAUUGAUGAAUCCGAGGAGCUGGACGUUUCGAAUUUGUCCCUUCAUCAAGCGAAACGUUUGGAGAUGGAUUCGCAAGUGCGAGUGCUCGAAUUGGAAAAGGAACUCGAACAAGAAAGGUACAGACUCGCCAAGCUCAGAAAACACCAUUACCAAUUAGCGGGAGAAAAUGAGACUUGA